AUGACGGAUACCGAUCCGCAUGAUUCUCCGUUGCAACGACGGUCGCAACCGCCACCUAUAUUCAAAUCACGACUAUUCAAUGACGACAAUUCGGAAUAUCUCGUGAACAUCCGUAUCGGAACGCCACCACAGAAUUUCACCGUCGCUCUGGAUACAGGAAGUGCGGAUGUGUGGGUGCCAUCCAUCGAGUGCGAUAAGAUCCAGUGUCCGUUGAAUCGAUUUGAUCCUUCGAAAUCAAAGACGUUUGAAAAGACAAGGCAUCCUUUUGCCAUCAAAUACGGUAUCGGCAAGGCUAAUGGCACAUAUGCACGCGACACAAUGACGAUUGGCAAACUGAAAGUGGCGAAACAACCGUUUGGACUGGCAAAAUCUACGGAGCAGAUCAUUACGGUUCCAAACACGAUGACCAACAAGCCCAAGGAAGAGCAGGUGUUCCCCAACGGGAUCCUCGGACUCGGGUAUCCGGAGCUUUCAUCAUCGGCGGUCAAGGCGGCCCACGAACCGUUCAUUGUCAGUUUGGCGAAAAAGGGCGUCAUCCGUGAACCAGUGUUUUCGGUUCAUAUGAAUUCCAUGUUCCACUCGGGGUGGUCGGGCGAAUUGAUCCUGGGCGGCGUCGACGAGGAAAAAUACACAGGCAUGAUCCAGUACCUUCCCGUGGCCAAAAUCAAGAAAAAAGGUCACAAAAACGGAGCUUACGCAUACUGGAUGGUCUAUGGUCGAUCAUUGCAUAUUGCCGACGACGACGCAAUCAUCUUUAAUGCCCCUUUCAACAAAACCCGCGGCGUCAUUAUCGAUACGGGCACAACACUGUCGUAUAUGGAUCAGGCAUUGGCGGAACAGAUCGUGCUUUCGGUGGCAGGACAGGAUCAGGUGUUGUUGGAUGAGACCACCGGCGUGUUUCUGGUUCCUUGUCAUUUGCGUCAAUCGCCUCUUGAGCUGGAUCUCGAGUUCUCUACCACCUACCGAGCUUCGGGUCCCCCGGUACGGCUACGACUGUCCGUCUCAAAUCUAGUGAUUCCACUCAAUGCCAGUGCCAAUACUUUGUCGGAUCAGUGUAUGUUUGGGAUCGCACCUUGGCUUCAAACGAAACAGAGUUCCGUUUUAGGUUCCAAAGGCAUGAUCUUGCUAGGCGACAGUAUUUUACGUUCGACCUAUCUGAUUUUCGAUGCGGGAAGAAAUCGCAUUGGCUUCGCUUCCGCUCAAACCCCUCUGCGAUCGGUCAUCACGGGUCCCAAACUGCCCUGUGAGCAAAGCCGGAACAAGGAAUCCACAUCGGGCGCGGGAACGCAGUCAUCGCAACGUGCAUCAUCAUCUCAUCGCCCACAACAACCGCACAGGUCGCAUCGACCCAAUCAGUCUUCGCAAGGUUCCGGUGCCGAGCGGGUAUUAUGGAUCCACGGGUUACGAAAAACCGGGAUCAUAACCGUCAUGGCACUCAGCUUGUCUGUGCGCUUUAUGUAG
This is a messenger RNA of Radiomyces spectabilis, 1461 nucleotides long. Its product is annotated as aspartic peptidase domain-containing protein. Gene Ontology annotation, molecular function: aspartic-type endopeptidase activity. NCBI's taxonomy places the organism in Eukaryota, Fungi, Mucoromycota, Mucoromycetes, Mucorales, Radiomycetaceae. The coding region runs from base 1 to 1461 and encodes 486 amino acids. The record is from RefSeq and is a predicted model, not a curated record. The transcript has 2 exons. Gene Ontology annotation, biological process: proteolysis.